AUGGCCACCGACUUCAGUCGUAUUUGCGGACCAGGCAAACUCGACAACUUCUCGCUCGCCUCUCUUCUCGAGGCUGAGACGUCUUCUAAGGACGAGCCGACUAUCCACCCGGCUCCCGUAUUCAGGCCUCCUCCUCCUGCUGCCCAUGGGCCGCUCGAUGAGGGUGUCGCUGGCGUAGGGGCCCCGCCCGACGUCCUCAUGCAGGCUUUGGACGACCUCGGUCGUCCGGCCUCCCCUCCUCGCAUCCCCGCUUCCAGGAAGCGUAAGGGUGUUGAUCGCCCGGUCCCACCUCCUCCUCAGAAGAAGAGUAAGGUGGCCUACUCUCGCCCUGGUCCGCCUCCGCCGAUCAACCGCGCCACUAAACCCAAGCCCCGUCCAACGACGUGGGCAGGGAUUGCCAAACAGGCCGCUCCGAUGCCUCCCCCGCCUUCUGGCUUGGGACCGCAACGUCGCGGGCCUUCUCCUCCCCCUGCAUUCCCGACGGGCCCGAUGAAGACAUCUCCUCAUCGGUCUGUCCCUUCUUUCACUUCCAAGGGCCCCACCCGGAAGCAAGUUCUCGUGUCAUUCGGGGGUACCCCUCCUGACCUCACGAAGUUCUUCACCAAGUCGGCUGUCCGUGCAGCCAAUGGAUAUCUCAGGGAUGGGCAAUCUAUGUUAAAGGUCACCUCUGUAGUCUGCGCCUACGACGGUUUGUCGUUGCACACCCCCGCUGUUGCCAGUCCGUCCGAUUUGGACAUCCUGCGUAACUUCAUCCGCGAAAGCCUCCCAACGGGUACCCCGUUUGAGGUUGCGCUCCUGUCGUCGACAUCUUUCAUAAAGAUACUCGAUGUUCCUUACUUUGAUCCGAAAGGGUUGAAGAUCACCCAGGAGGCGCUUGAAAAGGCCCUCCGUACCUCGGUUCAUGCUGAGGUCUUCGCCUAUCUGAGCACCAAGCCUCGGAUCGACCACAACUCAGCGCACUCAACAUCGUGCACCGUCUACUGCAACAUCUGGGACUCCCAACAGGGACCCCGCGCCAAGAAGGCCUUAGGCCAACCGAUCUUCCUCGCUGGACGGUCCUGUGCAAUCAGGCCCGCCGCACGACACACCGGGGUCCCGCUCUGCCAGCGCUGCUGGAAGUGGGGCCACCCCACCGUCGCCUGCAAGGCAAAACAACUUUCUUGCCCCAUCUGCUCAGGUCCGCACGAGCAGAAGGAGCACCGUCAACAUGCGGGAUGUUGCAAGGGCAACGCGAAAGCGAAGCCUCCUGUGCCGCCCACCCCUCGCGACCAGCCUUGCCCCCACAAGGGCCGCUGUGUCAACUGCCACAAGGACCAUGCCGCCAACUCGGCUUCGUGCAAGUUCUGGGCCCAUCACUACGACCGUGAGUGGAUCAUGGCCGAGUAUCGUCAGACCAAUGUUGGGAAACCUUCAGGAUCUAAGUAUAUGGAGGGCGAUGAGGUUAUCGGCGCACCAAAGCAUCCGGACUGGCUGCAGAUGGUGCGCGUUAAGGAAGGGGAGGUUCCCCGUGUGAUCGCCUACGUUUUGACUAGGCUAUCCCGCUAUCGUCCCGCUAUGCGCUGUGACAUCGUCAACCAUCGCGAUAUCCUCGUCCUCUCCCUCUUCAGCGGGGGUGAGGUUCUUAACUUAAUGAACGUCUACUCUGACGAUCAACACACAGCCAUUGAGCACCUAGCUGCUCGUGUGCAUUCUCUACCACCUUUCAUUUACAUGGCUGGUGACUUUAACUGCGUGUCGACGACUUGGGAUGACUAUGAGCAUGGCGAGUCGUCGACGGCAAUAUUACUGCGGGAUACCGCAUCUCAGAUCAGCCUCGAGUGGGCACGACUUUCUAACCAUGGACCGACGCGGAUCAGUCCUAAUCCAAACCAGAGAUCCAACGUCUUGGAUCUUCAUUCACCUCUUUCUCUCGAACGCCCACUUGUCAACAAGCGCAAACAACCAGCUCACCGUCUCGCACAUCGUCUAGCGCUUUAUCGACAGGCCAGAAGAUUCCUUUUGAUCGUUCGUACCGCAUCAGCAAACCAUGUCCGACCUCCCACCGAGAGGUCGGGGCGCGAGGCCCCCCGGGGCGGUUCCUAG
Cyclocybe aegerita is the source of this 2082-nucleotide messenger RNA. The record is from the annotation of a GenBank genome assembly. NCBI's taxonomy places the organism in Eukaryota, Fungi, Basidiomycota, Agaricomycetes, Agaricales, Hemipholiotaceae.